AUGCUGGCAUCACGCAUCGUAAGAACGACAAUAUUCGCGAGAAGAUCAAGAGCCUGGAGGCGAGUUUUAAGCGGGCCGAAGAUUGGCGUGCUAACACCGGCCAAGGGGUUACUGACGAGGGCGAUCUGA
This is a messenger RNA of Phytophthora nicotianae INRA-310, 129 nucleotides long. RefSeq lists its product as hypothetical. The transcript has a single exon. NCBI's taxonomy places the organism in Eukaryota, Oomycota, Peronosporomycetes, Peronosporales, Peronosporaceae. The record is from RefSeq and is a predicted model, not a curated record. Bases 1 to 129 code for a protein of 42 amino acids.